This is a messenger RNA of Aureobasidium namibiae CBS 147.97, 1695 nucleotides long. RefSeq lists its product as uncharacterized. Gene Ontology annotation, biological process: polyamine biosynthetic process. Lineage: Eukaryota; Fungi; Ascomycota; Dothideomycetes; Dothideales; Saccotheciaceae. The coding region runs from base 1 to 1695 and encodes 564 amino acids. The record is from RefSeq and is a predicted model, not a curated record. The transcript has 2 exons.
AUGGCGAACAAGGAAACUACACCGUCAGCACCGCUGGCCAAAACUCCCGAGUCGGAUCCUUUUCUCUAUGUCUUGCGGGCAAUGUGCAUACUGGAACUGGCAGCUAUCUAUUCACCCUUGUCACAGCUGACCUUGGCCCCUGUGUAUGGAUCUAUACCCUCAUCUGUCUACCACCAUGAGAUCACCUCUGUCAUCGUCCUCUUGGCUCUCACUCGAAGCAGCCUCCUUUCGCGCUUCAUGCCAACCAAACUCGAAUACUACAUCCCCAUCCUGGCCUCGAGUAUUCCUCUCAUUCAGUCAUACUUGUACAAAUACAGUACUCUUCUUGGUGCGGACUUUGGACCCCUCGUCACCGAAGGACUUACCUACUAUCCUUUACUAGUCAUGAGCACAUAUUCUGCCGCUCGCCUUCUCCUGGAUGCUAAGAUCGACCAAUAUCUGCAUGCUGCCAUGGGAUCCACCAUACUCGGUCUCUCUACUUACGGCUUUUUCGUUCUCGUCCGAUCUAAAUCUAGCUUCCUGAUCUCCCAGUUCUUUGCACUCUCUGCCACGUUGACCAGAGUAAGCCUCCAAUGCGUUGUGGCCGCCUUAUUCACAAUCCUGUCGCCAUCGAAAUUAAGUCUUCUUGCCAUACCUGCCAUGAUCCACACCAUGUGGUUCAACCCUCAUUUCGUAUCGCCGCACACAGACGCAUUGGCCAACUCGACCCUGCAAGCAAAUCAAUGGAACUUGUUGGAACGCGCAGAGUCGAAUACUGGUUACAUCUCUGUUCUGGAGAAUCUGGAUGCUGGAUACCGAGUUCUUAGGUGUGAUCAUUCGCUCCUGGGUGGAGAGUGGUUGGUCACGAAUGAGAGAAGAAGCCAAGGCAUCAGUACUUCUGAGCCCAUCUACUCUGUCUUUGAGAUAUUGGAAGCCGUUCGUCUAGUCGAGACAACAGACAGCACCGUGCCGGACAACAAGAAGAGCGCGCUCGUCGUAGGUCUAGGUAUCGGCACUGCACCCAAGGCUCUCAUUGCACAUGGAAUCGACACGACAGUGGUAGAGCUUGACCCCAAAAUCCACGAGUACGCGACAAAGUACUUUGACUUGCCUACCAACCAUACCGCUGUAUUGGAAGAUGCCGUUGCAUGGGUCCAAAGCGCAUCGACAAAUGCUGUCAAGCAAUACGACUAUAUCAUCCACGACGUGUUUACUGGAGGCGCGGAACCCCUUCCGUUGUUCACAGACCACUUCCUGGGCAACUUGCGCUCUCUUUUGACACCCGAUGGCGUAGUCGCUGUCAAUUAUGCCGGCGACCUCGGCGACUCUUCGACAAAGCAGGUGAUCAACACCAUCAACCUCGCAUUCGACCGUCAAUGUCGCAUGUUCCGUGACUCUGAGCCAUCUUCUGAGACUGGAGCAACUGAUUUCCUCAACAUGGUCAUCUUCUGCAAGAACGCAGCUGACGGCAAGCUGGAUUUCCGUGCACCCGUCGAGGCAGACUACCUGGGCACUGUGUCGCGCAGACACUAUCUCGCGCCCAAGAAGGCGCUCGAAUUGAAGUUUCCUACCGAGGAAGAGAUGGAAGGGGAAAAUGUACGGACACUCACUGUUGAUAAUCUCAGCGAGUUCGAGAAGAAGCAGAUCGAGUCUGCCAAAAGACACUGGAAGAUUAUGAGGCUGGUUGUACCGGACUUUGUGUGGGAGCUUUGGUAA